Arabidopsis thaliana (thale cress) is the source of this 2364-nucleotide messenger RNA. RefSeq names its product iron regulated 1 (gene IREG1). Lineage: Eukaryota; Viridiplantae; Streptophyta; Magnoliopsida; Brassicales; Brassicaceae. Gene Ontology annotation, molecular function: iron ion transmembrane transporter activity. The record is from RefSeq and is marked reviewed. Bases 978 to 2117 code for a protein of 379 amino acids. Gene Ontology annotation, cellular component: membrane. Gene Ontology annotation, biological process: iron ion transmembrane transport; transmembrane transport. The transcript is spliced from 6 exons.
GUCAUUUUGCACACAAAACCAUAAAUAUUCCCAGUGCCUAGUGGGAAUCUGUUUUUUGCUCCACUAACAAAUUUUCAUCCCUUUGGAAAUAGAAUCACCAAUAUUAAUAGGACCACUCUAGAACAAAGUAAUACUGAGUUUCGUCGAUUCUUUUUCCAUCAUUCGAUCAACAAAGCUAUUUCUGCGGCGCUAAAAUAAGGUUUUUGUUUCUCAUUUAUUCCUAGAAUCAUCGUUUUUUGUUUUCAGGAUAAACUAUUGUUAAUAUGGCAGUUCAUAUUUAUCGCAAUUCUCGAGGACGGCUUUGUUGUCACACACUAAAACGCUCAUGCAAAUGAUGACUGUAGAAAUAUCUACAGAUGUCAUGUUUCAUUUGGAAUUCAAUACGUAAUCAACACCUAAUCGCUUGAUCGAUGUUAAAUUCGAGACUUUCCAGCAGAAAAUGGAGAAUGAGACAGAAUUGAGGGUUGUUCAUCAGGAAGAACAACAACGCGAAGAAGGAGAAGAUGAAUCACAGCCACAAAACCCACCACCAGCCUUACGACGUCGUUUCGUGAUAUAUCUUUACGUUGGAUAUUUUCUUGCAAGAUGGAGUGCCAGAACAUGGGAAUUCUCUGUUGCAUUGUAUAUGAUCCACUUGUGGCCAAACUCUCUGCUUCUCGCUGCCAUUUAUGGUGCUAUAGAAUCUGGUUCUACUGCAAUCUUUGGUCCCAUUGUGGGGCAAUGGGUCGAGGGAAUGGACUACGUUAAAGUUCUUAGACUCUGGCUCCUGUUCCAGAACCUCUCCUACACUAUUGCUGGUGGUGCAGUCAUCAAGUUGUUGCUAGUUUCUGAUCUUAAGUCCCGGAAUCUCCCGGUGUUUGCAAUCUUGAUUGUGUUAACGAAUCUUGCUGGCGCCAUUGGAGUUCUUUCGACUCUUGCUGGCACCAUUCUGAUCGAACGAGACUGGUAAAUGUCUAGACUGUAUAUAUUUGCAACACAUGAAUGCAAUCUUAUGUAUAGUGUCAUAUUUGCAACAUGUAUUUCUUUUGGCUCUUUUGGCAACCAACAGGGCUGUGGUUAUGUCUGAAGGUCAUCCACCAGCAGUAUUGACAAAAAUGAAUUCUGUCAUUAGAGGCAUUGAUUUGAGCUCCAAGCUACUGUCUCCAGUCAUUACUGGUCUGAUCAUCAGUUUUGUCUCACUUAAGGCUUCAGCGAUCACUUUUGCAGCUUGGGCUACUAUAACAGCUUGGGUUGAAUAUUGGCUCUUCAUUUCUGUGUAUAGCGGUGUUCCUGCAAUAACACGAAGCAAUGAGAGACGGAUCUUGCGUUCCCGGACAAAGCAAGUAGAAGGAAGAGAUGCACCUGUUUCUGUUUCUAUUGUUCCGGGAACAGAGGAGGGUUAUACUGGAAACCCUCCGUCUAGAACCGGAAUCUUGGUGAUACUGGAUAGAAUGUCCAAGUCCUCUUUUGUUGGCGCAUGGAGAAUUUAUUUCAAUCAAGAAGUUGUCCUCCCCGGGGUUUCUCUAGCUCUCUUGUUCUUCACCGUCCUCAGCUUUGGAACAUUGAUGACGGCUACAUUGCAGUGGGAAGGUAUACCUACAUAUAUCAUCGGUAUAGGCAGGGGAAUAAGUGCAACGGUUGGACUAGCGGCUACAUUAGUGUAUCCGCUAAUGCAAUCGCGUCUCUCAACUCUGAGAACCGGCCUCUGGUCCUUCUGGUCUCAGUGGAGCUGCCUUUUGGUCUGCGUUGGAUCGAUUUGGGUUAAAAAGGAUAAAAUAGCAUCUUACAUGCUAAUGGCUGGAGUUGCUGCUUCAAGGCUUGGCUUGUGGAUGUUUGAUCUUGCCGUCAUCCAACAAAUGCAGGAUCUUGUUUCAGAAUCCGACCGUUGUGUGGUUGGAGGUGUUCAGAACUCACUGCAAUCGGCUCUUGACUUGAUGGCAUAUCUUUUAGGUAUCAUUGUCUCCAAUCCAAAGGAUUUUUGGAUAUUGACGUUGAUCUCAUUCUCCACAGUAUCGUUGGCAGGAAUGCUCUAUACAAUUCACCUCUACCGCAUAAGAAACCAUAUUUUUCAUCUUGAGAAGAUUCCUUUGUUGAACAAAUGUAUAUUCAAGUUGCUCCCUUCUCGUGGAAACGUGUAAUUCAUAAUGUUGUGGAAUGUGCCACGAUUUCUCCGACAUGGAUAACUAGAAAUGGGGUGGUUUUAUGACAUGACCAUAAAGCAGCCAAAAAUGAAUCAAAUGGCUUAAAUGAUUGGUUAAAUAGGUCAAAGAUAUAGUCAAAAGAAAACACCCACAAAAUAGGUCAGUGACAAUUUUGUGAUGUGUUAAAGACAACUUUCAGUGACAAUUUUGUGAUGUGUUAAAGACAACUUUCCUCCGUUUUUUG